AUGAAAAUAAUAUUGUUGACAUACGUAACGCUUUCUCUAGUUUUGAAUUUAGAAGCGAAAAUUACUAUACUGCUGACAGAUGGACCGAUACAAAAGAUCGGACCGAGAAUUUAUAAGAAGGAACUCCUCACGAACGAAUUCAAUGACCCCAUAGAACUCGCAUACGAUUCAGCGACGAGGAACCUCUUCUUCAUGUAUAUGGACGACGAACUGCAGAAUUCCGGUCGUGCUUUCGUAAACGUUAUAACGAAGAGAAGCAAGAAAAUCGACGGCAUAUCAAGAAACAAAGCGACAGCAGUCGAUCCCGAAACAGGUGAUGUGUAUUUCGGAUCGGACGAUGGACUUUAUAUUUACGAUGCGUUAACAAACACUGCAAAAAACAUUGGACUGUACAACGUGAAUGUUUUUAAAGUUGUUAUUAGAGACAAUCAAAUGUACCUCAUAGAUGCUAAUAAUCACAUGAUAUACAAGGUUACAAAUCGAGGAACAAGAACAGUUAAAUUAGGCAACGCUAAAACUGUUAUUGAUUUUGAAAUAGACAAUAACAAAAACGUUCAUUUUGUUACCAUGUGCGGACUGUAUUGUGCUGUUGGCGGUGAAGAAAUUGUGAAGAAUAAUGAUUUAAGACUUGCGUAUAAUUUCAUCGUUGACGGUGAAAAGACGUACGCGAUCGCAGAAGGGGUUCUCUAUGAAAUUGACUGUGCUAACGGAACCGCAUCAAAAGUUGCCGAUUUAGAUUUUAUCCCGCGUAGUAUUAUAUUUGGUGACUACGGUGACAUAUUCUAUUCAGAGAAUGAUAACAUUUAUAGGUUAAGGCCAAUAACGUCUUAUCUAGUAUAUAAUUUACCAAGGAGAUCGCAACACAAUUUGACGUAG
Molecule: messenger RNA, 876 nt
Organism: Parnassius mnemosyne (clouded apollo)
Lineage: Eukaryota; Metazoa; Arthropoda; Insecta; Lepidoptera; Papilionidae
Source: the annotation of a GenBank genome assembly